This is a messenger RNA of Aspergillus alliaceus, 1695 nucleotides long. Its product is annotated as class I SAM-dependent methyltransferase. Lineage: Eukaryota; Fungi; Ascomycota; Eurotiomycetes; Eurotiales; Aspergillaceae. Gene Ontology annotation, molecular function: methyltransferase activity. Bases 100 to 1089 code for a protein of 329 amino acids. The transcript is spliced from 12 exons. The record is from RefSeq and is a predicted model, not a curated record.
AUGUGUUCGCGUUUUGUCAUGGACUAAUACCUAUGGCUUAUAAACGAUCAUGGCCCUCUGGCUCAUUUGUGAUCUGUCAUAUUAAUCUCGUUGAACAUUAUGUCUUGCUCAUUUCCAAGUGCCGAUGCUGAUCCCCCCAUCGACCCGGAGGCCGAUGCGGACCUCUAUAGUGAUGAGGAUUACUCCAGCGCAGUCAGUACAACGACGUCUCUGUCGUCAAGUAUCUUAAACUAUCAAUACGAGAAUGGACGGCGAUAUCAUGCAUAUCGCCAAGGCGAAUAUGUCAUUCCAAACGAUGAACGAGAACAAGACCGAUUGGACCUGGGCCAUCACAUAUGGACUCUCGCACUGGGCGGAGCACUAUACCAAUCUCCCAUCUCGGAGAAUCCACAAAGAAUCUUAGACUUGGGAACCGGAACGGGCUUGUGGGCAAUAGAUAUGGCUGACCAAUAUCCGGAGGCGGUGGUCAUCGGAACGGACCUGAGCCCGAUCCAACCUUCAUGGGUCCCGCCGAAUUGUGUCUUCGAGAUCGACGAUUUCGAACUUCCUUGGAACUUUACCCAACCUUUCGAUUUCAUCCAUGCCCGGGGCAUUGAGGGAUCGGUCAAGGACUUCCGACGACUCUUUCGCCAAGCACAUCGGAACCUUGUACCCGGCGGCUGGUUUGAAGUAAUGGAGCCUACCGUUGAUAUCUUUUCCGACGAUGAUAGUGUUUCGAAAGCACCGAAUUUAUCAGAAUGGCGGGAUAGACUGAUAGAAGCGAGUGGGAAGUUUGGGAAGCAAAUGGGAUCGGCGAAGAAUUAUAAGCAGUGGAUGAUCGAGGCUGGCUUCAAGGAUGUGACGGAGGAAAUACAUAAGGUGCCUUUCUCGCCGUGGGCAAAAGACCCAAGGCUAAAGGAGCUGGGACGGUACCAGCAAGCCAAUAUGUUGGAGGCUCUUGAUGCGUAUUCAUUGGCGCUGUUCACUCGAUUCUUGGGAUGGAGUGUUGAUCAAAUUCAAAUGCUCUUAGUAGGGGUCCGAACAGAGUUGUUGGACAGGAGGCUACAUAUAUAUUCGCGGUACUAUUUGGUCUACGGUCGGAAGGAGUAGAACUCGUAGCGUUGGACGUGUCAUAUAUGGGAUGCCUUUUCCUGCUGCUUUGACAGAUAUAGUGUAUCCAUUAUCUUCUGCGCUUAAGCACAUUACCGCAAAAAUAACAUACGAUCCAUAAAACCCCCCGCAAAUGUUUGUAGUUUUAAGGAGAACAAGACAAGAGAAGCUAGGUUAAUGGACGUAUGGGGGUCCACACACGCGCAUACUCCGUGAUACGGUUCAAGGUCUUUGGUGCACAGUACCAAUCUAAGCACUCGACAGAUAGCGCCAGGUGAAGCCCUUGACAAUACUGUGGGAAUACUGCUUCAUGCCUUUGUUUGACUAGUAGAGUUCAAAUCAUAUCUCCAGGUCAUGUGAUCGCACCUUAUCAUUGCAUUAGUGGCUGCACUUCCGUGUACUGGCAUUCUUGCGGUAAUGAACGUGGAGAUACUUGCCGGUUUGCCCUAUAGGUGGGGUUGGACCGGGAUCAUCGCCGAGCAGCAGUGGAUGAUCGAUGGGAUGACAUGUACAGGCAUGGAGCUAGCCGUAAUUAGAAACAUGAUUCAAACGCUCAAUUCGAUGUCGAAAGCUGUAGACAAGAGAUUAGCAGAGGAAAGAUCGAAC